Molecule: messenger RNA, 549 nt
Organism: Didymella exigua CBS 183.55
Lineage: Eukaryota; Fungi; Ascomycota; Dothideomycetes; Pleosporales; Didymellaceae
Exons: 2
Coding region: 1-549 (182 amino acids)
Source: RefSeq, a predicted model, not a curated record
AUGGCUACUACAAUCCUACAAGGUUCCGCGGACUGGAUACCUUGGUACGCUGCCAAACGACGAUACGCUACGAUCAAGGGCGUAUGGCAGUACUGCGAUCCUGAUUCAGCUACUCCGUCUCCACCACCUGUUGCAGAGCCAUCUGAUGAGGCCUCAGCGGACAAGUGGAAGAUCUGGGAGAUCAAGUCUAAACGCCAGGAUCAGCUUACGACGCUCCGAAAGCAUUUCAAGGUCACAGACCAGCAGCGCAGGCUAGAGCUUGCUGCCAAGUACAGCGAUAUUCAGAAGAAGCCAAAGAACCAGAGCACCCAGGCCUGGCUGGACGAAUACUCGCAGAUCACAUCUCAAUGUGCUCAGGAGAGCAUGCCAGAGAUGACAGAGACCCGAGCACAGUGGCGAUUCAUCCAUGCUGUACGGGACUUAGGAGAUGAGGCAUGGGCUCAAGCCCAGUUCCUCGCCAUGGAGCAAGGCGAAUCAAAUGCCCUUCUGCCAACUCCUACCCUGCAGGAUUUGAUCAGCCAGUAUCAACGAACAGUACCUACAGCCUAA